This is a messenger RNA of Oikopleura dioica, 243 nucleotides long. The record is from the annotation of a GenBank genome assembly. NCBI's taxonomy places the organism in Eukaryota, Metazoa, Chordata, Appendicularia, Copelata, Oikopleuridae.
AUGGACUUUUGGAAGGACAAGGUUACUUGCGAGUUUCGAGAAGAUACACGCCAUUUCACUAAGCCGAUCGGUCACUGCAAAAUGAAGAAGAGCUUUGUUCACACAAUCCUUUGGAUCGUCGUUGGUCUCGUUGCACUGCUUUUGUGCAUCUGUGCAUGCUGCUUUGGAGCCUGCAAAUUUUUGGAUACUAUUCCCUUUUUCAGAAAACGACAGAAUCGAAUUGACAUGGUUUAUUUGAGUUGA